Molecule: messenger RNA, 459 nt
Organism: Striga asiatica
Lineage: Eukaryota; Viridiplantae; Streptophyta; Magnoliopsida; Lamiales; Orobanchaceae
Source: the annotation of a GenBank genome assembly
AUGGCUGAUCUUCCCGCACUCGGAGAUUAUAAGGUGCCCAAUAUCCAUUUGACCGGAAUUAACGUGGAAGCCAUCAAUGACGGAGAUAUCCCAACCGACCAGCAGAUCGUUUCGGAGGCUCACCGUAGAAGGAUGUUCAAGCGGUCGCGUCAGUUGAUUCCAAAUCUAAACGCCGCUGAUUCUGCAGGAGCCGAGCUCCGGUACCAUAUGGUUCUAACGAGGAGAGCAAAUGCGGAGAUGCAGGGGGCUCCACUUCACCCCAAACUCCUAUCGAUACUUCAAAAUCUCCUAGAUGGCCAGGCCCAACUUCAGACCCAACUUCAAAAUCUCCAGACCCAACUUCAGGAGGGCAUGACCAAACUUCAGACCCAACUUCAGGAGGGCACCCAAUUUCAAGAGGGGUCUUUUCAAGAAGUAGGAAGUAACUCAAGAAGUAGGAAAAGAAGUAAGAGGAAGUAG